AGACGAUAAGUAGCGGUGGCGCGCGUGGGCCGCGUUGUGUGUCGCUGUGCCGGUGAUUGGGUGCAAUAGGAGCAGGGGUGCUUGUCCGACGGCCCGGACACGAGGCUCGCGGGAGGACGUCUGACGUGGGUCCGGAGACAUCAGUCACAGUCACGGACUUGGGCGCACUGCAAGGAUCCCACGGAGAGCACCGGGCGAGGCAUCGCAGAGCCGCGCGGCCGGCGGCGGCUCGGGUCACAGCAGAGGCUCUCCUGUGUGUUGUGCUUAGGCGACCCAUCAGUCUGAGCCACGUCUGAGCUGGGCUCAAGAUGAUCGUUCACGGGGUGCGGGCUGCACUUUUGGCAACCGUUCUACUCCAGACGGUAUGCGGACAGAGAGCAGUACAGAGCGGCCAGAACGGACAGGGUGGGCCGUCGGUGGCCAACAUUGAGGUCCAGUGUCAGAAGACCGGGAUGCAAGUACAGAUCGAGUUCUCAGAACGGUUCGACGGCAUCAUCUUCAGCAAGGGGCACUUCGCCGACCCCAACUGCCGGUACGCGGGCGGGCCGGGCCGCGGCGGGCGCACGCGGACAUUCACCGUGCCCAUGACCAGCUGCGGCACCAGCGUGCGCGACGGCAGCGUCUUCAGCAACACGGUGGUGCUGCAGACGGACCCGACCAUCCAGGAGGCCUGGGACCUGGCCCGUACCAUCACCUGUGACUGGCAGCGGGCCGGCGCGCGGCGCACCGUCACCUACUCGCCGCUCCCCGUGGCCGGCAUGCAGGCCGAGGAGGUGCGUUUCGCCGCCAACGAGUCGGUCAGCUGCGGCAUGGACGUGCAGGUGGGCCGCUGGCCGCAGUCGCAGGCCGUUACGCAGAUGGUCUCUGUCGGCUCCGAUCUAUCGCUGCUGAUGUUUGCCGAGGACCCGGCCGGACAGCUGGAUCUACGUGUGGGCGAGUGCCGAGCUUACAGCAGCGCCGACUUCCAGAGCGCCGCUAGCGUCCAGCUCACAGACUCCAACGGCUGCGUGCUCAAGCAGAAGCUGAUGACUGAACUGCAGGUGACGCGCCGACAGCUGGAUGGGCGGGAUCGUGUCAUCGCCUACAGCUACCUAUCGGCCUUCAAGUUCCCGGAUGUGCUGGAGGUUCACUUCAGCUGUGACGUCGAGGUCUGCAAGGGUCUGUGUCCAAAGUCGUGUGUGCGCCGUGAUACCUCGGCGGGAGCGAGAGUAACCUCACAACGUCCAGCAACGGCAGCGAUCACACGAAGACCGGUAACGACCUCACAGCGCCCUGUGGUGACCUCUCAGCGUUCGGCGUCUGGGUCAGUGUUCCCCUCUCGGAGACCGGUGGGCGGCGGGCGGCGUUGGAGGCCUGCCAGUCGCACGGUCAGCCCCCGUCGAACCACCCCGGCCAUCCGCCGACGGGUGACCACGGCUCAGACGACCACAACUGCCGCCACCACGACGGAGUUUAGCAGGAACGCAGCGCAACCGCAGCAGCCUCAGACGACGCAACAACCGCAGACAACGCCACAGCCUCAGCCAUCCCAGCAGCCGCAGCAACCGCAAGGGCAGUCUUCACAACCUCAAAGUUCGCAGCAGCCACAGCCCCCUACCAAGGACUACCCAACAUUCAACAUCAACACAAAGCGUGACUUUCCUAGCAAGAACGCGCUGGAGGAGGGAAGUGUGCGCACGGACAAUCUGCUCAGCCAGCUGGCUAACAUCGAGCUGGGCCGUCUGCCGGGCUCUGGGAGCUCACAGACCAGUGUCCCAACUCCGAGAAAUCCGGCGCCGCGUGUGCCGGACGCCGUCACCAGCCGCCCGCCGCCCGGGAAGAGAACCCCACCGUCUGACCUGGCCGCCACCCGCGUGGUGCAGACACCGUUCGGACCAGUGACCGUACCGGCCGCUCUUCUAGCUGGGGCCACCAACGGCAAUAAGCGUCAGAACGCUUCGAUCAAUGACAUCCCCAGCACUCCCGCGCCCACGCCUCCACAAACCUCCAAUUUCAUCUCGUUCGAGUCUCCGCCGGCGGAGAAUGAGGUGCUCGGUGCAGCCACGCAGCUCCGCGCGGUCGAGGCGGCGCCGCCGGCCGCCAUUCCCGUACCGAUUCCGGUGCCCGUUAAACGACCCAAGCCCGGCCGGGGUCGGAAGCGCCGCCUGCGUGGUCCGCGUUUUCCGUUCGGUCUGCGCGGCCGUUCUAAGCGGUCUCUGGUUCCGCCGGCGGAGAUCAGACCCGUGCGGCUGUCUCGCCAGGUGUAUGUGGCCGCCGAGGACGAACUGACGGCCAGUGAGGACCCGGAGCCGUCCAGCCGCCGGCGGCCGGCCGACUCGAUCUGUCUGGGGGUGGGCACGUUUACUGCCGGGCUGCUGGUGGCCGCUGGCGGAGUCUUGUUUGGACUGGCGGUCGGCUGUGCCGGCUGCUGGCAGCGCCGCCAGCGGACCAGCCGACCCAAACUGAACGCUCUGCCCCAGGUGGACAGGCUGUAUCGGCGGGCCCGCUAGCUACCCCGACGAGCAACUUACCGCUUUGGGGGUCGUGAACGGUCUGUCUUUCAGCGUUAUUUGUUGGUGUAAAAUAACUUAUCGCGCCUAUGGUCAAUAGAUUCGACGCAAGCUCUCAAUUUAGUGUUCUAUUAUCAUGUUUUCUUCCAUUCAUCGGCGUAACUAACAAGGGUCUGGGAUUUGCAGGGCUUAGUUGACAGACACCGUACUGUUUGCGGUUUUUGGCUUGUUUAAAGAGCUAAGCGCUUGUAUUGGUUUUUAGAGCUAUGUGUGAGACGCGCCGGUAUCUGCCGACGCUGCACGGUCCUUUCUGGAAGAAUGGAUACUGAAAGGCGUCAGCGGCUGUAGGUAAAAUGGUCGAUGGUUGAUGCUGGCACUGUAAUGUGUAAAUACAAACAAUUGCUAAUAAUCGCCGUCGACAUGCAUUUGUAAUAAAAACAAAAUAAAAACAAAAACAGUU
This is a messenger RNA of Amphibalanus amphitrite, 2949 nucleotides long. RefSeq names its product protein transport protein sec31-like. Lineage: Eukaryota; Metazoa; Arthropoda; Thecostraca; Balanomorpha; Balanidae. The transcript is spliced from 4 exons. The record is from RefSeq and is a predicted model, not a curated record. The coding region runs from base 309 to 2489 and encodes 726 amino acids.